CUUCCAAGGUCAAUGACGAGCGCAUACAGCUGCCAUUUUGUUUAAAUAUUUCCAAACGCAUCCCCUCCAAAUUGAAAACAACCGAAGGUCGACGCUGUGCUCGAUCUCUAUAAAGUAUUUUUGGUUAGGUUAAUAGCUGUGUUAAGGAUAUUAAACAUGAUCAAAUAGAGAUACUUUGGUUGAUGAGAUGGACGUUGCCGGAGAUUUGACCCUACAAUGGGUCGAGGAAGUAGGAAAUGUAGUCCACGAAGAAGUGAUAUGCGGCUUAGAAGCGGAUUUGACGACUCCGGAGGAGGAGGUGAUCGGUGCCUGCGAGGAAGUGAGCGUGGAGGACACUGUAGAGACAGUUACAGAGUCUUGCCCUGCUCCUGACUCUGAAAUCCUCCUUGUACCGCAGUCAAAUGAUAUGGAAUCUAUCUACAUCGUACCACAGGAUGGCCAAGGUCAUGAUUAUCUUAACAUCCAGGUGACGGAGGAAGUGAUCACCGAUAAUUGGGACAGGCCAGGGCAGCAUGAUGGCAUUGACAUACCAGAGACCAAAGUGUCACAUGACAAUUUGUUAGAAUACGAUGAUAUGGAGAUACCAUUGCCAAUUGAUCAAGAUUCUUAUACAAACACUCGUCCGUAUCCAUGCGACUUUUGCAGUCGUAGAUUCAGGAAAAAAGCCAAUCUGAUGAACCACAUGGUAGCACAUCAAACUGAUCGCCCUCACGGAUGUAAUUUAUGUGGUGCUCGAUAUGUUCGGAAAUGUGACUUGAUGAACCACUUGAAGAUCCAUGCAUAUGCGCCAUCCCGUGAUGGGUUGGAUGAUGAUUUGAAUGAUGACGAUUCCCUUGUACCAGAUGAAGAAGAAACAAACAAAGGUAGACGCAAAAAAGUUCAGUCCAGUGCACCACGAAAGCGCAAAAACAAUGCUGCGGCAGCUAAGAGGGCUGCACCGGAAAUCAAAGUUGAAAUGGGCAAAUAUGUAAACAAAUCUUACGAUUACGUCGACGAAGAUAUGCGUCUUCUUGAAGAAAUGACCACUAGGAAUUCUGCACGGGGUAAUAAUUAUGCUUCGAGUUCGAGGUGGGGUGAUCAAAUGUCUCCAGAGUUGACAGAACCACAGCCACCACGUUGGCCUAUUACGGAUCCAACCAAACCGUACGUUUGCCAACAUUGUGGUGUAGGAUUUGCCAGAGAAAAAGCACUGGCUUCGCACGCACGCGUUCACGGUGGCGACAGUCCAUUCGAAUGCACUUCGUGUGGUGAUAUGUUCUGGGAUGUUAACACUCUGCGAGAACAUGUAAGGACUAAACAUGCUGGCACUGUGCAAUCGGACUUGGAAGAGUACGAUAAUGAUGCAACUUACACUGGCGAUGAACGAUUCGGGGAAUUCUACUGCGAUACAUGCGGAGUACCUUUCCAUCGCCUGGAUCUUCUCAAACGUCAUAGAAAGAUACAUGUUAAACAAGAAAACGAUGUGAUGACAGAGGGCUCCAGCCAGCACCAUGUGUGCAAUGUUUGUGGAGAAUGGUUCCAGGAGGCUUUGGCAUUACUAGCACACGCUGAGCUACAUGCCAGAUCACCUACUCGCCGUUGCUUGCUAUGCGGCCAACGGUGUCGAGAUGAUGCAGAAGUUGCAGAGCAUGUUCGUCAGGUGCACGCUGAAGAUGCACCCCCUAAUACCUGCACACUUUGCGGGAAGACUUGCAAAGAUAAGCGCAGUUUGAUUAAGCACUCUUGGGUUCACAAUGCCGACAAGACAUUUGGAUGUACAAAGUGUGGAAAACGCUUCCAUAGCAAGGCCAGACUUCGAAGGCACAUGGUAUCCCAUCGUAACAAGAUGGUUGCUUGCGAUGAAUGUGGUGAAGAGUUUCCCGAUGGUAGAGCUCUGGUGAGCCAUCGUCAUUCGCACAACAAGGAUUUGGGCGGCCGUUCUUUCCCUUGCAGAGAAUGUGGAAAGACAUUCGGUAGCCGUAGCUCGCAGCAAAUCCACAUUCGCAUACAUACGGGUGAAAGACCCUAUGGAUGUCGUUUUUGUUGGAAGGCAUUUGCUGAUGGCGGAACUUUGAGGAAGCACGAACGUAUCCAUACCGGUGAAAAACCUUAUGGCUGCGCCAUAUGCCCUCGGGCUUUCAACCAGCGUGUCGUUCUACGUGAACAUGUAAGGGCUCAUCAUUCGGGUCCAGAUCCAAAGUGUCAUGGCAGCAUGACCCCGUACUUAUGCAAAGUAUGUGGAGAGUCUUAUGCUACUUCUGAAGAAAUAGUUGCCCAUAUAGUGCAGCACUGCGAUGACAAUACCGCUUUGCGCCGGCAACCACAAACCGGUCCGAGGAAAUACAAACGCAGGCGUAAGCUUAAGCCUUAUGAAACAAAUGCCAUUCCUCCUCGUAUGGCUGUGAGUUUUGAAACGCCAGAAGUUGCGUCAGAUUCAGAUGACAAUACAAAACGAAAACUUGGGAAAAAAAAUAAGCAGCAGCACAGGUCAAAUGUGGAAGAAGGAUAUCAAAAUGUAUUGAAAAGUUUUGAAAGCUCCCUUCAGAAUAUAAGCUCGAUAGUAAGUAACUCUAAAGCUAACCCGGCCAAAUCUAAAGUUUCUAAGAAGAAGCUUAAGAAGGAAGAGAAAAAAAGCGAAACACAGACUUCAGCUCAGACUGGCAGACCAAAAAUGAUCCACACUCAAAAAACUCGUGUGCCAGUUCAAGUUGGCGGUGACGGAGUAAAAAGAGGACAGAAAACUAAGACCAUGGUUACUAGAACUCCCAAAGUUAUGCCAAACGAGCACAAAACUGGGAUAUUCCCUGGUGGGGAAAGGAAUAGACCCCGAACCAAAAAUGUCAGUUAUCAUAUUGAAGGGAAGCUUCAACUUACCUCAGCAACAUUCCCAAAACCAAAUGAUGAGGCGGAGAAGUUACAAGUUACUUUUACAGAUAAUGUAAAACUUGAACCUGGAUUGCAAAAGUCCAGUGGUAUUCACAGCAACAAUAAUGGUAAUAUUGUGGCAGUCACGCCCAAGGCUGAGCCUGUGCCAAGAAAAAAAGCAGUCGUCGUGAAAAGAAUGAAAAAACAGAAACAAGUGGUGAUCAAGGAAGAACCGAAAGAUGAGGAUAUGUCCCAACAUGCAUCUCAAAACAAUAAUAACCCAUUAGAAAAUAAUCAAAUAACUCAUAUGAUGGAUCAUGGUAUGGAUGGCAACAAUUUAGAAGUUGCCUACGAAACGAGCAUCGCCAAUGCCGUAGAGGAAUCUAUUCUACCCGACCUAGAGGUACCGGUAGAUCACGAGGAAAUUGAAAAGGAAAAUUUCCAAAUCAGUGUUAAAAUGCUUGAAGCCACACCUAACAGAAUGUUAACCGUACAUCAUGUUAUAACUCCAGUCGAUGAAGUGCCGGAAACUAUAAUACCAGAUGCGUUGGAAUAUACAUGUGAAAUGUGCUCGGCUGUGUUUGCAAGUCGUGCCGAACUUCUGGUACACGUCCCGAUACAUAUUUGAUUGCAUUUGACUCAUGUAAUGUCUAAAAUAUUCAGGUUUGUUCUAUUAUAGGCCUACUUCGGUCUUAUCAGAGUUUCAUUUUAAUACCGUUGCGGAUGGGUGGAUAAAGUCGGCUCAUCUAUUCAUUAAAAUUGGUAAUACUAUACUUUUAAGCCAAAGCCUUCCCUCACAUAUGCUUGUUGCACUCUGAGUUAUAACACAUUUCUUGUUUAUUGUUUUACAUUUUCAUUGUAUUCAGUUGUUACACACAAACAAUCUUCACUUGACUUUUACAAUCACGUCUUGAUAUCCGAGUUCAAAUUCAUUUCUCUUUACCCUGAUUCGUUGCACCGUAGAUUAUGAUCAUACCUUGCUCCAAGUGACAUUCAAUCCGAUAUAAAGAAAAAAAUUAAGAAAAAAUAGCUGUGUUUGUCACUGCAUCGUUGAAUGAUAAUGAAUGUUUCAAUGCAUUUAGAUUAGACAAUUGGAAUAAGAUUUCAACUCUAAUUGACUGUUAAAAAAAAUUUAUGUGGAUGUAAUCAUUAAUGUUUUACUUAGGUGAAUUCAUAAAUAAUGUAUAAUACCUAAAUUCAUCACUACUGACUAAAAAGUGUGUAUUAUAUCCUACAUUUUGUAUUCAAUUCACAUCUCAAAAAAAAAAGGUCUCCGCUCCGUGGUUUUCGCCCAUAUUUUCAUUCGGUGUUUUAAUUAUUAAAGUUAAUGUAAUUACUUACUGAGUUUUAAUGAUAUAGUAGUUUAUCGAAUUCAGCGUUAUAAGUUCUUUCAAUAAUAAUUCGUUUGCAGAUAUUGGUAGUUACAAAUGCCAUGUCAUAAGUAUAGAAAAUAAAAAUAAAAAUAUAUAGUUUUUUAAGUUAACACACAACGUACGAGAUAUGCAUAAUUAGUUCGUAAUAAAUAUUUUGGAAAUGAGGCCAAAUACAUAGCCAAAUGCUAAUUUCUCUUCAUUUUUUUUCUCUAAUCUACUUUGCAAUAGACAAAGUUACAUAUUAGCAUAGCAAAAAUAUUUCAUUUCCGUAUUAUUAUGUAGCAGUCAAAGAAAUAAUAUUAUAAUACAAGCAACGAACAUCCUAGUUGCUGAUAAUAUGUAAGACUCUGAAGUCAGAUCUAUUUUAUGCUAGAUAUUCAUAAAAAAAAUUAAAAAAAAGAAUGAAAAACACGGUAUCACGCUUGUAUACAUUGUUCUAACAACUUGAGUAAUUUCGUGUUCUGUAUAUACGAUAUAUUUCCUGAAGUUUGGACAGUUAUAGUUUGUUUGAAUCUUGUUCUGAAAUUAUAAUAUACAAAAUUUUUAGUGGUAUCAAAAUUACCGAAUCAUUGUAGUGGUUGACAAAACAAUAAAAGAAACAGUAAGAUAAAUAAAGAAAACUGACAAAAAAACAACUAAUAAAUAUUUAUGGGUGUGUUAUAUUUGUUCAUAUAAAAUAUAUAUUAUGCAAAUUUAUGAAUAAUACUGCUGAUAUUUGCAUGCCCAAAAAUUCAUGGUUUAGUGGGAUAUUUAAAAUAUUUUAUAAUCACAUAGAUGCCAAUAAAAAUUAAAUAAAAAUAUAUCACAGACAGUUUAUUACUCAAUAUGGCUUCUUCUUCAAGAUCAUUGGAGUGGUUGUAUCAAUCGCAAAGCCAUUAACUCAUCAUCGAUUAUUCAAUAUCACCUUAUGAGCUGUGUAUUAUCUUUACCACAUGGUAUGGAAUCAGCAGUAUCGUUAAGCCUAUUACAAUUUUGUUUUACUUAUAGAUAUUCAACUGUUGCUUCUCACAGAUGGAAAUAUUUUUUUGACUGAAUAAUAAUUCUAUCACUUUGACAUUGUGUACAGGCAACCCUUGCUCGGCGUAGUGUUAAUUUGUUGCUUCAUUUUGAAUGUACUGAUGAACUAACAUUGGCUGUAUUUGUGACAUUAAAUGUAAUAGUUUAUUUUGUUCAUUGGCUACGGAACGGAGUUGAAAAAUUUAUAUUGUAAAUUUGUUGCAAAUAAUGUGUCUAGUCUUAUUUUGAAAAUACUAGACACCAUAAAUUUCAAGUCUUGAUUGCGGCAGGCUUCUCACCGAUGAACCAUUAUUGCAAACAAUUCAAAACCAACAAUGCUCAUUCCCACGAUACAGUACUACCUCUAUUAAACAAUUCAUCGGAUGUAGAAUAUCAAUAUUUAAAUCUGUAGUUGUUCAGCAACAUAUUAUCUUAGUUAUUAUUUGUCUCAAUUGUUAAAUUUCAGAAAAACUCUAAACUCAACAUGUGUACAGUCCAGUACUGGAAUUUCCAUUAGUAAAACAUUAUAGUUGAAUGAUGUUAAAAUCACAUUUACAUUAAUCGUACAUAGCUGACAGGCUGUUCGAACUCUAAAUGCGUUGCAACAUUCGGUGAUAAUUCGAGCAAUUUUUCACAUCAACAAGACCUUCACUUUAUCUGGAUAAGAAUUUUAAAUGUAAGCUCAGGCUACAAUUAUUUUUUUAUUCAUACGUGCAAGCGCUAACGUCGAGUCUUUGCAUCCUGCAUGAGGGAUUUAUAAAACAUGUGGUGUGGGAUGCAAUGGACAUAAUACAGACGAGUGGAAUAAUUGUUAUACUCAGGAGUCGUUGGACUUUAAAUGAUUUAUUUGGUAAUAAUUACAUACAGCAGCUGGUACAGUUGUACAAUUAAAAAGAAAAAAUUUAUAUCAGUAUCGAAUUUGCAAGUCAUUUUAUUACAUGAGAUAUAAUAAUAUAGAUUAAAGGCAUAUUGAAAACAUGAUGUACCUAAAUCAUGAAUAUGUAAGUAAUUGUGGUGUAUCUUUAUAUUACUAAUUAAAAACAAAUAAUUAAUCUGUAGGAUAUUAAAGUGUUGUAUGGUAAAACCUUAUCAAUCUAAGAAUCUUAUAACAUAAAUACAAACAAAUAAUGUAUGAGUUCAGUUGUAAUUUAUGCUCUACUAUACAAUAAUCGCAUAUCCCAUAUAGGGAUACGAGAUUGCUUUCACCGGGUAAAAAUAGUAAGUUGUACAUAUUAUUAUCUUGGGUAUAGUACGGUGGUGCAAUUUACUGUUAAUUGUAGCUGUAUUUUUCUUUGAAUAAAUCAUUAAUAGAUAAAUGUUUUGUUGAAACGCGUGAUGAUAAAACCCGCAGAAUUUACUAUGGAUAACAUAGACCUAAAGUUGGAUAAUAAUUGUACGGAUAGUACUAGAUAAGUACACAGAUUGCCCAAUCGAAAA
Molecule: messenger RNA, 6650 nt
Organism: Athalia rosae (coleseed sawfly)
Lineage: Eukaryota; Metazoa; Arthropoda; Insecta; Hymenoptera; Athaliidae
Product: zinc finger protein 91
Exons: 7
Coding region: 188-3472 (1094 amino acids)
Source: RefSeq, a predicted model, not a curated record